AAAAGACAGUGACAGUCGUUGGUUGUUUCUGCGUAUUUUACCAUUCGACACAUCGGCUUAUCAAAUGGCUCCAGGUCUUGUGGAUGCCGCUGUCGCUGAAGACAACCUGGUGAUACCUCUCGUUGACUUCUCCCGCUUCCUGCACGGGACCAAUGCUGAAAAGCAGUCGACUGCUCGAGCCAUUGCCGAUGGAUUUCGAACCGCUGGCUUCAUCUACAUUAAGAAUCAUGGGAUCCCUCCAGAGACAGUAGCCCGCGCAUUCAGCGAGUCUGCCGACUUCUUCAACCGCCCUAGAGAACAAAAAGAGGAACUGGCUUGGAGCGGACCGCAAUCAAACCGGGGUUAUAUUGCGCAGGGCCGAGAAAAGGUCACGCAGCUAGUGGACGAGGAAGAGGUCAAGAAGCUCAGAGCGCAAGUGCCAGAUCUUAAAGAGAGUCUUGAAAUUGGCAGGGAAGGAGAAGAAGGCAGGCCCAAUCACUGGCCGGACCACUUUGACGAGCACGGCAAAGUCUUCAAAGACAUUAUGAUUGAUUUCUUCGACCUGUGCAAUGAGCUCCAUCGACAGAUUAUGCGGGCGAUAGCUCUGGGAAUGGGCAUCGACCUGAGCUACUUUGAUGAAUAUACAGGCGAUAAAUCCAACACGCUGCGACUGUUGCAUUAUCCCGCCGUAGAAAAAGAAAUCUUUCUCAAGAACAAAGCCCAGGUCAGAGCUGGAGAGCACUCCGAUUAUGGAUCAAUCACUCUCCUCUUCCAAGAUAUGCGUGGAGGAUUGCAAGUCAAGAGCCCGAACGGCAAUUUUGUCAAUGCCACGCCCUUGCCAGGAACCAUUGUCAUCAAUGCUGGUGAUUUGUUGGAACGGUGGUCCAAUGAUUCGAUAAAGAGCACCAAGCACCGCGUUAUUGAGCCCCCAACUCCGCCCGAGGCUGGGGAGUAUCCUGCAAGAUAUUCCAUUGCUUAUUUCUGCAAUCCUGGCGCCAGCAAAUAUAUCGAAGCUAUUCCCGGCACUUUUGAAAAGGAAGGGAAAAAGUAUCCUGGCGUGUAUGCUGGGGAAUAUCUGGCGCAGCGAUUAGCUGCAACACUCAGCUACUAAAAUCCAAGUUGUUGCUGUCGUUAGGUGUCUUGCUAUUGCGAG
Messenger RNA from Xylona heveae TC161, 1132 nucleotides. Its product is annotated as thymine dioxygenase. The record is from RefSeq and is a predicted model, not a curated record. Gene Ontology annotation, molecular function: dioxygenase activity. The transcript is spliced from 3 exons. Bases 65 to 1090 code for a protein of 341 amino acids. Lineage: Eukaryota; Fungi; Ascomycota; Xylonomycetes; Xylonales; Xylonaceae.